Molecule: messenger RNA, 408 nt
Organism: Symbiodinium sp. CCMP2456
Lineage: Eukaryota; Dinophyceae; Suessiales; Symbiodiniaceae
Source: the annotation of a GenBank genome assembly
AUGGCCGAUUUCGUGGUGCUUGUCUCAGAAAUCGACGGCACCUAUUUGCACAAGGAUUGCCUGAAGGACCAAAGUCGGGUUCGCUUGUUCUCCUGCUUGGCCUUCAAUGUGGGAUGGCUACCGGAAGACCCCAAGGCAGGAAAUGACUGUGCAAGUGUGGUGGCUGCCGCCAAUGCCCAGUACGGGAAAAGAGGACGCCCCGCCGAGCACACGGGGUGGUCGGUCAAGGAGCAGCACAUGUACAUGAGAUGGCAGCUCGACUUGUUCAAGAACGGCAGGCUUCGUCGACAAGACAUCGGUGGCUUUGCUUGGAAGUUGCCCGAGAAGGGAAAGCACGGCAAGCCGGCCCCGCUUCCCGACGACGUGGUGGCAUUCUGUCGUGGUGACCCAGACAGCCGCCAGCGGGAG